Molecule: messenger RNA, 6005 nt
Organism: Rhineura floridana
Lineage: Eukaryota; Metazoa; Chordata; Lepidosauria; Squamata; Rhineuridae
Gene: COL8A2
Product: collagen type VIII alpha 2 chain
Exons: 8
Coding region: 1160-3241 (693 amino acids)
Molecular function (GO): protein binding
Source: RefSeq, a predicted model, not a curated record
UUUAUGAGUUUGUAUUUGCGCUCUGUUUAUACAUGAGGAAGACCAUGUUAUCAUGAUCAUGGUAAUAACGUUUUGUUGCUGCUGCUGCUGCUGCUGCUGCUAAAAUAACGCACUCCCGCCUCCUGCGUUUGUGUCAAGGAAAAACAAUUCAGAAGCUGGAAGCCGCUCAAGAGAAAAGGAGGGGAGAGAGAGCUGAGGUUCUUGCGUGUGUGUGUGUUUUUAUUUCAACCAGCCAACCCAGCCCUCCUGAACGGAAUUCGCCCGUCCAAAAGAAAAAAAGGAGUAGAUUGUGACAAGCUCCUGGCUCCCUCCUUGGCGCGCUCAUUCGCAGCUUUGGCUGCCUGGCUGUGCCCGGUCCUUCUCGCUCGUUCUUCUUCUCCUCCUGUGCUCUAAGGUGCCUCUUGAAGCCCUCAGGAACGGGCUGGCAGCUGCAGUUCCCAUGGAGUAGACUCGGUCCUCAAGAAGAGCAGCUUUGCAAGGGCCUGACAGGCUCUCCUGCACCCCCUGGUCAACCCUGAGGGGCUUCCACCUACCCCUACCCCCCAAAAAAAUCCCACACAACGCUCUUCUCUCCACCACCAUCACCACCCUCACCCCAAGCUGUCCUCAAAAUCUUGACCACCCUGACCAAGAAUGAAUCUCUGAAAGGAUGAAGAAAGGGCAGCAGCCUUUCUGACAACAAUGAAACGAAGUGAAAUUGGGGAGAAUGCUGAAGCUCUUUGUAAUAUUUUUGAGCUGCCUGUCAUCACAGCAUGGAUCCACACAUAGGGUACCAUAGGAAUUUUAAAUCGGGAAUUGCAAUCAACAAAAAUGAGACCACAGACAGAAGAGCAAAUUAAAGCAAUAACAUCAAUAGAAACAAUAAUGGGUCAAAAACCUAUCCCAGGAAGGUGCCAGCACACCGGUGGAGAAAUAUCUGCACCCAUGCCCAGAAUGGGAAAAGAGCCUGCUCGUCAUCUGGAUUGAUAGACAGACUGACAGGCAUUGGCCACUGAGCUGCUUUGAAGGACAAUGACUCUAUGAUCUCAGUCUCCUGGCUUUUAGCAGAUCUUCAGAAGGAGCAAAGACAUGCUGCAAAACUGGACUUAGGGUUUCUGCGAAACAUUUGCACUUGGUCUAGCCGCACCAAGACUCCAGAGGGACUCCCAACAAAGCCACGAUGCUCCAUGAAGUAACCCUGUGGCUGUUGCUGAUGGUUGCCAUAUCCACAGUGACCGGAGGGGGAACUGGAGGUGGUUAUGGGCAGAUCAAAUACAUGCAGCCUGUGGUGAAAGGACCUCUCGGCCCUCCAUAUCGGGAAGGCAAAGGGCAGUACAUAGAUAUGCCACCACUGCUGCCGAUGGACCUCAAAGGGGAACCUGGACCUCCCGGAAAGCCUGGCCCAAGAGGACCUCCUGGCCCACCUGGCUACCCUGGCAAACCAGGCACUGGCAAACCAGGACUUCAUGGCCAACCAGGCCCUGCAGGCCCACCUGGCUUUUCUGGCAUUGGCAAACCAGGCAUCCCAGGGCUUCCUGGCAAAGCAGGUAUGAAAGGGAUGCCCGGAACAACAGGUGAGCCUGGCAUGAGAGGAGACCAAGGGCCAAGAGGCUUGCCAGGCCCACCAGGGCUGCCUGGACCAGCUGGCAUCUCUGUUAAUGGAAAACCAGGCCAAACAGGUAGCCCGGGUCUACCAGGAUUCCGGGGAGAACCUGGUACCAAAGGAGAGCCUGGCCCCCGUGGUGAGCGUGGCAUGAAGGGUGAAAAUGGAGUUGGAAAGCCUGGAUUGUCAGGACCACAAGGGAAUGGAGGUCUCCCAGGCCCUGCAGGGCCUCCCGGGCCUCAGGGCAUUGGGAAACCUGGACUUGAUGGAUUGCCUGGUGCUCCAGGUGGCAAAGGUGACUCAGGGCUUCCAGGUGAGCCAGGGCUUAGUGGGUCACCUGGGCCUAUGGGCCCACGUGGCCCCCCAGGUGUGGGUGGAAUUGGUGUGCCAGGUAUAGCUGGUGCGCCCGGCCUGCUAGGACCGAUGGGCCCUAAGGGGGAGCCUGGUCACCGUGGCCUUCCUGGCAUGCCUGGGCCUACAGGAUAUGGAAAGCCAGGUCUGCCUGGCUUAAAAGGAGACCGUGGGCAACCAGGCGUACCAGGAGUCAUUGGAGACAAAGGGGAGCCAGGAAUGGAUGGAGAGCCAGGUGAGAUGGGGCCCCCGGGUAUUAUUGGGCCCCCAGGGGCCCCUGGCUCUAUGGGUUUGCCAGGUAAACAUGGGAUUCCAGGCCCUAAAGGUGAAGCUGGACCAAGCGGGCCUGGAGGACUACCAGGUAUGCGUGGAGACCAAGGACCUAGUGGUUUUGUGGGGAAGCCAGGGAUUCCUGGGGAGAGAGGAUUGCCUGGCACACAAGGAAUGCCUGGCCCAAUGGGCCCCAAGGGGGGAGGCGGUUUUGCCGGUCUUCCUGGGGUACCAGGACUUACAGGGCCCAUGGGUUCAAAGGGGGACUCAGGUAUUCCAGGGCAACCAGGCCUAAGAGGCCCAUCAGGGAUACCAGGUUUGCAAGGCCCUUCUGGUCCAAUGGGGCCUCAAGGUUUACCAGGCCUGAAAGGAGAACCUGGCUUCCCAGGCCCACCAGGAGCUGGCAAAGUAGGGGAGCCGGGUAUUGUAGGCCCUUUUGGGCAUCCGGGGGUUCCAGGCAAUCCUGGAUUAAAUGGGCUCCCAGGACCACCAGGGCCUCCGGGACCACCAGGAGCACCGGGGAUAUUUGACGAGACGGGGAUUGCUGGCGCCCAUUUGCCAGACGGGGGCGUAGAGGGUGCAGUGCUAGGAAAUGGCAAGCCUGGGAAGUCACAAUUUGGCCUAGGGGAGCUAUCUGCCCAUAUGGUACCUGCCUUCACCGCCAUCUUGACUUCGCCCUUCCCAGCCUCAGGAAUGCCAGUAAAAUUCGACAGGACUUUGUACAAUGGACACAAUGGCUAUAACCCAGUGACAGGGAUCUUUACUGCUCCCAUCUCUGGCAUCUAUUACUUUGCUUAUCACGUCCACGUCAAAGGAACUAAUGUCUGGGUGGCACUUUAUAAAAACAACGUGCCUGCCACCUAUACCUACGAUGAAUACAAAAAGGGCUACUUGGACCAAGCUUCCGGUAGCGCAGUGCUUGAACUCAAAGGGAACGACCAGGUCUGGAUCCAAAUGCCAUCGGAUCAAGCCAACGGUUUGUACUCCACUGAAUACAUCCACUCUUCUUUUUCUGGAUUCCUUCUCUGCCCCACAUAACAGCUGUUGGGCAUACCUCUUUUAAAUCCACUUUAGCCAUAAACUUGUCUUUUUUAAAAAAAUACAAAAAUACAAAAAGUCACUGGGAAGAUGGUGCAAACUGAUGGUGUGCGGAACCGUUUUGACAAAAUUGAGAAGAUAAUUUGGGAGAGAGAACUUUACUGUUUUCAGUUCCAUCUUUGUAUUCGGAAUUUAGUUGACACUAGUGACUGCACAUCAAACGUGGAUGCUAACUUGAGGAUUAGCUGCCAGUCAACUCUCUUAGGACACACAGAAGGCAUAGAAUAGUAGAGGGGCCUAUAAGGCCAACAAGUCCAACCCCCUGCUCAAUGUAGAAAUCCAAAUCAAAGCAUUCCCGACAGAUGGCUGUCCAGGUGCCUCUUGAAUGCCUCCAGUGCCAGCAUGUGAUAGAUGGCAGUGCUUGGGGAGCUGCAGCCUAUAUCAGCUUAAGGCACCUUCCAAAAUUUAAUGUUUGUUCAUGUUGCAGCUUCCUGUUCUAAAAAUGUGAUUUGAGUCAGUCAAAUUGGGAUAUGAUGAAGACCCAAAAAGGGUAAAUUGUCAAACUGUGGAAUGAUUUGCAUAAGCACCUUUUACACAAUGCUCAAUGCAUCUUUAAAGCAUCCCAUCAGAGGUAUAUGGAAAAAGGGAUGGCAAGAAAAAGAUAUUCUAAAGCCAGAGACUUUUAUCAUCCUCUGCAAAAACAGGACUCCUUAAAAUUCACGUGUUUGUAGCUCAUCAACAAAUAAAGUAACUAAAGGUCCAUCAUGUGUAGUCAACAGCCUAAGAAUAGUUCUAUGAAGGCUGUCUUCUGACAAUCCCACUGUAAAGACACUGUAGAUAUAGUUUCAGUUGCUACUAGCUUGAGUAAGAUUGAAUUGUGUUAUCUUCAAAAUGCCAGUUAAUAAAUGAUUUUCUUCAGGAUGUGUAAACUUUUUUUUUAUUGAGGGUGGUGGAAAUACCCAACCACCAUAGAAAUGUUGAUUUUUUAAAAGUAGAUUUCAUCGUAACUUUCCAUUCAAUCAUUUCUACUAUGGUGCUACUAGCUACUUAAUGAUAUUCAAUAUAGUGCAAUAUCUAUCAAAAAAAGGUGCAAAGUGUUAUGUGCAAAGGUUUCUGUGAUUUAGGAAAAUAAUUUCAAUGUUGUUUUUUUACCACUUUUUAUCUCAAUAAUGCUUGAAAUGUCACCUGCCUUACAAGAUUAUUCACAGCUUUUGAAAUGACUGUGAUCAUGUGAAUACCAUGGCUGACUAGGAACAAUCAAAGCCUUUUGGGUCUGUCUUUUGGGUCUGUACAGUCAUUUCACAAGUGGCAACACAUAUCCUUAAUUUGCUAAAGAGAGAACUGUCUCAUCUGGGAGAAAUAAUAUGCUGUUGUAGUGAUACCACGUAAAAGCAAGCAAGAGCCUCUUGCUAUAUAAACCUGUUAUGAAGAAAACAGAUGGAACUGAUCCAGUCCAUGGUUCAGAGACUGUUCUUUUCGAGUGCCCAGGAUGCCAACACUUUGGCCAAAGAGGCUCAGUACAAUUCCCCAGGUUUAAUGUAGAUAGAUAUAUUUAAACAUUAAAACAAUAAACAUUAAGUUUGUGAACAAGUAUUCUAGGGUGAAAUAAGAAGGGGGGAAACACAUUUCUGGAUUGUAAAAAUAACUAACCCUGAUAGAAAGAUACUGGAGCAUUGAAACUUGGGCCACCUGCUAUUCCAGCUUUGCUACCAUCCGCCUCUUUUCUUCCAUCUUUUAACUUAAACUUGUUUGUCUGAUUUAGACACAACAAAAAGAAUAGGCCCAAUAUUUCUGAUUCCAUCUGAUGUUUUCUAAAUUCCUGGAGAUGAGGAGAAUGCCAAAAGCACACUCCACUUGCAACAACGUCUUUGGUUUCACAUUGGGUCACCACAGGCUAAAACUGAAGAAGCCAACUGCACACAUUUUCCACGUGCUUAAUAUUGGAAGAAGAUUUCUAGGAGACUUGUGCUCUAGAUUUAAGUGUAUUUUCCUGUGAAGAAGAGCAUCAAGCUUCCAUGUUUAACAUAGAUCUAAGAAAAUGUGUUACUAUUUAACAAAAGCCAGAUUGGCAGAGAUGGAAAAAGUGGUAGAUAAGUACACUAAUGGCAGUAGAGACUUGCAUAAAUCUAAGGUUUGCUCCAGGUUUCGUUGUACACAAUUUAUUUAUACUGUGUUCGAACACAGAUAUAACCUUUUUUCCUUCCUCCUUUGCAGAUUUGCAUUCUGGCACAAACACAGUGACAAAAUGCACAUUUAUCUCCAAACUUGGGAGUAUUAAAUCAUUCCAUUUCACCGGUGCUGUUCUGCAGCUUCACUACUCUCUCGUCUCAUUUAUUCAACUUUUUAAACUUCUUAACGUUGCACAUUGUACAGGUGCUGUUAACACAAGAGAAAAUGAAGUGUGGGCUGAUUGGCAAGUCAUGGGUUGGCUUUUUUUUUUAAUGUGUUCAGUACCUGAUAUUUAUCUAUGACAAAGUUUGUUUUUUUGUCGGAGAGAUUUGGGCGUCAGCAGAAAGAUCAGGUUUGGAAACUUUGAACUAUGCAUUACAAUGUUCAUUUUAAUGUACCAAUUCUCUUUUUUUAAAAAGAAAAGAAGUUUGUCUUUAGUAUCCAUUGCUAACUUAGUAUAUAGAGGGUUUUUAGUUUUGUAAAUACUUAUGUUACAUGCACUGUUUCAUAGCAAAUUUGGUUUUAAAAUGCACUCUUGUUUUGUGAUCAAAAACUGGCGUUCACUUUUGAACUGAAACUACAGUACUUGAUUGUA